Haemonchus placei is the source of this 264-nucleotide messenger RNA. Lineage: Eukaryota; Metazoa; Nematoda; Chromadorea; Rhabditida; Trichostrongylidae. The record is from the annotation of a GenBank genome assembly.
AUGCAAGAGGAAUUGCUGGACCCAAAGGAGAUCGGCUGAUAUUCUGCGGGGUUGGCUAGUCUGCCUCGGCCAUAAAUUGCUGGACCGAAUCAGGUUUUUGCGAUUCGCAACCCUGAACGUGUACUCCAUCUGCUACGACUAGGUCGUGAUAUCGGUCGAGCCCAACUAAAAGAUAUCGGUGACGGUUAUGCACAGGACAGAAUGAUGAUUGUUGCUUGCGCAGAAGAAGCAGAUUUGGUGCAACCUUCAUCAUUGAAUCAUUAG